Messenger RNA from Sitophilus oryzae (rice weevil), 703 nucleotides. RefSeq names its product RNA-binding protein 8A (gene tsu). Gene Ontology annotation, biological process: RNA splicing. The record is from RefSeq and is a predicted model, not a curated record. The coding region runs from base 127 to 618 and encodes 163 amino acids. Gene Ontology annotation, cellular component: exon-exon junction complex; nucleus; cytoplasm. Gene Ontology annotation, molecular function: mRNA binding. The transcript is spliced from 3 exons. Lineage: Eukaryota; Metazoa; Arthropoda; Insecta; Coleoptera; Curculionidae.
GUAAAUUAUAAUAAUCUAUGGUCAGGUCAGAGACGUGACGCUAAAAUGGUGGUGCCAUUUGUUUUCUAAUAGAAUCCAAGUUAAACAAUUUUAUUUAUAUUUCUUUAGUUUUAAGAUAAUUUCAGUAUGGCAGACGUUUUAGAUAUUAAUGAUGUUGGUGACAUAGAUGUUGAGGACGAAGGUGAUCAGAGUAUUUUACGUCUAAAGGAUAAAGUAGUGAAACGUAAAGGUCGUGGUUUUGGGGCCGGCGAAUCUAGAGAACAUGAGAAAAUACGGGGCUACGAAACAGUAGAUGCUGGAGAUGGCGAUGAACCAGGUCCCCAAAAAUCAGUAGAAGGAUGGAUCUUAUUUAUAACUUCUGUUCAUGAAGAAGCAACAGAAGACGAUCUAAUGGAGAAGUUUUCAGAGUUUGGACAAAUAAAAAAUAUCAAUAUUAAUCUCGAUAGGCGAACAGGCUUUUUAAAAGGAUAUGCCCUAAUUGAAUAUGAAACAUACGAUGAGGCUGCAUCAGCAAGGGAAGCUUUAAAUGGUUCUACCUUAUUAGGUCAAACUGUCGGUGUCGAUUGGUGUUUUGUAAAAGGAGCAAAGAAGUCCAAGAAAAAGAGCAGAAGACAUUAACGUUAUCGUAUAAAAUAUUGUCAAAGUUUAUACAUAAGUAUUUUUUAGGAUUUGUCUCUUUAACAUUACAUUAAUCUGAAAAUAA